AUGCCUGGGUGCGCAGCUGUUGGAUGCACAAAUUCUAACAAAAAACGAUUUCUCAUGAAACAUUUCCCUAUAGAUGCUGCCAGAAGGAAAAUGUGGUUGGAAAAAAUGAAGAGGGAUAAUUGGGUACCAACAAAUUAUUCAUGCUUGUGUGAAGUUCAUUUUGAAGAUCAAAUGUGGGAAAAAACAAGAGAAGGUGGUAGCAAACGGUUAAAAUGUGACGCUGUGCCUACUCAGUUUUUUUUACCUUAUCUUGUACUUAUGCUUGGUGGCAUAAGUACAAGAUGGAAAAAAACAGUAGCAUAUUUUUUUACCGGGAAGUCUGUUAAUGGCAAUGUUUAUCAUGAUAUUGUAGUUGAUAUAAUUUCCAAAACAGAGUCUAUAGGAUUGAAUGUUGUUGCUCUUAUAUCGGAUAUGGGGCCCAGUAACCAAAGUUUGUGGAGGAAAUGGAAUAUAACUGCUGGUCGUCACUGUAAAUUGUCAAACUUUCUACCUCUUCCCCUUGAUGACAAUAGGAAAUUGUUUGUUAUUCCAGAUGUACCUCAUCUUUUUAAGAAUAUUAAGAAUAUGUUAGUAAGAAAUAUUUAUUAG
This is a messenger RNA of Macrosiphum euphorbiae (potato aphid), 588 nucleotides long. Lineage: Eukaryota; Metazoa; Arthropoda; Insecta; Hemiptera; Aphididae. The record is from the annotation of a GenBank genome assembly.